This is a messenger RNA of Raphanus sativus (radish), 969 nucleotides long. RefSeq names its product nucleoside diphosphate kinase III, chloroplastic/mitochondrial. Gene Ontology annotation, molecular function: nucleoside diphosphate kinase activity. Gene Ontology annotation, biological process: UTP biosynthetic process; CTP biosynthetic process; GTP biosynthetic process. The record is from RefSeq and is a predicted model, not a curated record. NCBI's taxonomy places the organism in Eukaryota, Viridiplantae, Streptophyta, Magnoliopsida, Brassicales, Brassicaceae.
CCAUAACUUGCAUAUCUUACCUUAACACACUUCAGGGUUCUUCUAUUCAUCCCUCCCACUAAAAUCUAGAAAGAGAAAGAUGAGCUCUCAAAUCUGCAGAUCUGCUUCCAGAGCAGCUAGGUCUCUUCUUUCCUCGGCUAAGAAUGCUCGUUGCCUCGUUUGUUCUCCGGACGAGCAAUUGGUGCAGCAGCAUAGGGAAAGAUCCCUCUCUAUGCAUCUAAAUUUGGAAGAUCAUCGAGUUCUGGUGCUGCUUCAAAGAGUUGGAUAACUGGACUCUUAGCUCUUCCUGCUGCUGCAGCCUACAUGGUUCAAGAUCAGGAGGUUCUUGCUGCUGAGAUGGAACGUACAUUCAUAGCUAUCAAGCCUGAUGGAGUGCAACGUGGACUGAUAUCAGAGAUUGUCUCUCGGUUCGAACGCAAGGGAUUCAAGCUUGUUGGUAUCAAGGUCGUUGUUCCUUCCAAAGAUUUCGCACAGAAGCAUUACCAUGUUCUCAUGGAAAGACCUUUCUUCAAUGGCUUAGCUCUGGUCCUGUUAUUUGCCAUGGUUUGGGAAGGAGAAGGUGUGAUCAGAUACGGACGUAAACUGAUUGGAGCCACCGAUCCUCAGAAAUCUGAGCCUGGGACUAUCCGUGGAGAUCUUGCAGUUGUUGUUGGGAGGAACAUAAUCCAUGGAAGUGAUGGACCAGAGACUGCAAAAGACGAGAUCAACCUGUGGUUUAAGCCUCAAGAACUCGUCUCUUACACUAAUAACGCUGAAAAGUGGAUCUAUGGCGACAACUAGUUCCGUCCAUUCUCUUGUGCCUUUUCUUUUUCUUUACCCAAGCCAAUCAAUACAAACACAUCUCCGGUGAACUCUGUAAUCAGAGCAGAAGUAAUAUAAUACAUUAUAUGGGAUGAUUUGAGUUUUGAAGUUUUUCUUUUGUUGGACCUAAGUAAGCACUGAAUAGUGAAUACAAAUAUGAGUUUUAGA